UCAAAUUAGCAAUAUGAAAAUUAUAGCAAUAUUUCUACUGGCAAAUAUUGGAUGCAUUCUAGGCAAAACAAUUGAGCAACUAAAUGCAAACGCAACCAAGCAACUAGAAAGUAUUGUGGAAAAGUAUAAAUAUUUAGCCACUGAAAACGCUGAAUUAUCACAGUGGAUUAAAAAACUUUUAAAAGCUAGCAAGGGGAAUGCAAUGCUAGCCAAAAUGAAGCUACAUGCUCAAUUUCUGCUCUAUGAUGAACGUCGCAAGUACGAGGAAGGUAGAAUAAAAAGUCGCAUGAAUGCGAUUGAUGAUCUUAUUAAGGACACUAAAAUAAGUAAAAAGUGUCGAAAGUAUUAUCAAAGACAGAAAAAGUCUCUUCAAAUGGCCUACAAGUUUUCAAAUAAAACAAAACUGAGUAACAUUUUGAAGAACUCGAAAACAUGCGAUGAAAAAGAUGAAAAAGAUGAAAGCAACGAAGAGAACGACGAAUAUAGUUAUUAUUAAGCCAAAAGAGCGGCGAACGUCACUUAGAAAAAUUUAACAAGAAAACAAAAAAUUUUGUUUUGUUCAUAAUGUUUGGUUUGGUAAUUUUUGAGUUUUAUCAUAUUCAUCAAAAUCGUGUCUAUGAUAUAUAUUCUGUCGUCUACUAAUAAUUGUUACCUUAAAAAAAAAUAAAAUAAAUGCUAGAAAGUACGUAAAAAACAUA
Messenger RNA from Drosophila elegans, 698 nucleotides. RefSeq lists its product as uncharacterized. The transcript is spliced from 2 exons. The record is from RefSeq and is a predicted model, not a curated record. Bases 14 to 496 code for a protein of 160 amino acids. NCBI's taxonomy places the organism in Eukaryota, Metazoa, Arthropoda, Insecta, Diptera, Drosophilidae.